GUGUGGACCAAAUUGGCAGUCCUGAGUCAUGAAGUGAACGCAUGCAUUGUCAAGUGGAGAACCGACGAAAGCGACGCCGAAGCUUAUCUACUCGAAAAUCCGCCUCAUCCUCCGCUCACAGACCGCCCCUUCACCCCCUGACCGUCCCAUCGGUCUCCGCUCAAUCUCGUAGAACUCAUAGACAUAGCUGACUACUCCCCCAGGGCGAUUUGACUUAGUUGUGGGCUGCGAGUGAAUUAAGAUGACUGAGGAAGCGGAACAGGUAAACAGUUAAAACACUCAAAACGAUCAAACAAACUCACAAAUAGACAAAACUAUCGGGGAAAAGGAAGGGCAUCAAGCAAGCAACUUAAGAGCGAAACCACAGACUGACAAUUCAGACCAAUCCGGGCUGAUCACACACACGACACGCCAGGCCAGAUUGAGCGAACCCAGGCUAGCAUCCAUCCGCCCACCACGCCCAUCUUAGCCUAGCAUGGCGUUUCGGGGAGGACCGCCGCCCGGAUUCAUGCCGCAGCCUAUGUAUGGACACGGAGGGCAUGGCGGCAACGGGGGUCCGCCCAAUAUGAUGGGUCAUCCGCCUCGAUUUCGAGGCUCGGGCCCGCCUCACAUCAUGGCUCGCCCGGCCAUGGCCAUGGAAGUGCCUACGGGCCCGCCGGUGACGGUUUUCGUGGGUAAUAUCACGGAGCGCGCUCAAGAUGCCAUGAUUCGACAUUUGUUGACCACGUGCGGGUCCGUGAUUCACUGGAAACGCGUCCAAGGCGCCACGGGCAAACUCCAAGGCUUCGGGUUCUGCGAGUACGCGAAUCCGGAUGCGGCCGCCCGUUCGAUUCGUAUUUUGCACGAUAUGAUGAUUGGUGACAAGCGUUUGGUGGUCAAGGUGGACUCCAAGACCCGGGAUGUGUUACACGACUACAAGCGACAACGGCAGAAGAAAAUGAUGGGCGGGAAAUCGCCGCCACCCGUGGAGGAUGGCGCCGUGAUGAUUGGUGACAAGCGUUUGGUGGUCAAGGUGGACUCCAAGACCCGGGAUGUGUUACACGAUUACAAGCGACAACGGCAGAAGAAAAUGAUGGGCGGGAAAUCGCCGCCACCCGUGGAGGAUGGCGCCGAGAUCAAGGACGAAGAGUUCGUGGAUCCGGCCAUGCGUCACGAGGAUCAAAUGGCCAUGGAACGUAUCAGCGCCAUCCUCCAAGAUCAUAGCCAAGAGAUGCAAAACUACGUCCCACCUGAGGUGAAAAAAGCCGAUAAAAAGAAGAACAAUGAGGACUACCAAACCGGUCCCAAAGAGUCUUUGGACGACGUGGAAAUGGAAGAUGGCAAGCGCGACAUCAUUCAUCGAGAAAUUGACAAGUUCCGAGAAACCAUGAAAAUCCGGGAAAAAGAAAAAGAAGAGGAGAAGAAGAAGCGGGAAGAAAUAGAUGGUCCGCCGCCCGACGAGCCUGAACGACGCGAUACUCGAAAACGCGAACGUAGCAUCAUUACCAUUCGAGACAGUCGUGAACGCUCCAUUCACAGCCGUCGACGGACCUAUUCUCGCUCCCGAAGUCGAACGCGAACCCCGCCCCCGCCACGAAUGGAGCGCCGGGAACGGUUGGAUCGAAGCGAUCGAGGUGGGAGUCGCGGUGGGGAUCGCGGACUCAAUCGAGGAGGCGACCGGGGUGCUAACCGAGGCGGUGACCGCGGCAUGCGUGGUGGGCGAGAUCAGGCUGAUGCUCGCAUGCGAUCAUCCCGAUCGCAUAGCUACCGUCGAUCACGAUCCAGAAGUCGGUCGCGAUCACGCUCUCGGGAUCGAGGGGGCCGUGAUCGCGAAAAUAAGUCCUUGAAAGAACGUGAGAUGGAGGAAGAGGAGAAAGAAGCCCUCAAGGCGGAAAAGAAGGCUCGCGAAAAAGAAGCCAGUUACCAGGAGCGCCUGAGAAAAUGGGAGCUGCGGGAAACGAAAAUGGCCAAAGAUAACCGGAGUUCANAAGAAGCCCUCAAGGCGGAAAAGAAGGCUCGCGAAAAAGAAGCCAGUUACCAGGAGCGCCUGAGAAAAUGGGAGCUGCGGGAAACGAAAAUGGCCAAAGAUCACACGCGUUUUCGCGAAAAGGAACUCAAAAGGCGGGCUGAUAUCGAGAAAGAAGCUCGCAAGCUCCGACAAUUCCUCGAGGACUACGAAGACACCCGAGAUGACGAGAAAUUUUACAAGAACCGAGAGUUGGAGAAACGACUAUUGGAGCGUGAGCGUGAAGCUCAAAAAGACACAGAAGACCGCCUCCGCGAGAAGGAAGAAAUCGAAGAGCUCAAAGCGCAAAUCAUGAAAGAGGGCUUUCAAGAUCCUAAUGCCGAGCUUCAGCGGCGGAUGAUGAUUGCCUCGGCCAUUCAAGCUGCUGCCACGCCCGACGUGAUCAUUCCCCAGGCAUCUACAGCGUACGACGAUGACGACGAUAUCGCCGUGAUCGAGCCGAACGGCAACUCUUUAGAAGCCAGCCCGGACGACUUUGAUAGUGAACCUUUACCCGAAUACCAUCAUGAACCUCCUUCCCACCUCAGUGAGCACGACAAUACCAGCAACAUGAGCGAGCAUCAUCCCAUGAUAUCUGUGAUCCGCCCACCAGUAUCACCCCCCACCCAAACCACGCCCCCACAUCCUUCCGCCCAAGCUGUGCCUGCUCCUGCUGACUCGCCUCGGAAUAACGUGAUGGAGCCCUCCUCGGACUCGAAUCCCCCUACCAUUGUUCCCCCUACUAUUAAACAACCGUUGCAGGUCAGUGGUCGAAAGAAGCUCGAGGUUAGUCAAGUGUUCUCGCAAGCUGAUGACGACGAGAGCGUGUCUCCAUCCAAGAAGAAGAAGCUUCCAUCGUUGUCCGGUAAUCGGAAAGACGAGUCGUCCUCAAGCACCCACAAAUCUGGCAGUGAGGACAAGCGAAAGCACAUCAAAACCCUCAUUGAAAAGAUCCCGACGGACAAAGAUUCGCUGUUUGAAUACGGUAUCAAUUGGGACCUAGUUGACCAACAUCUCAUGGAGCGGCGGAUCCGUCCUUGGGUCAGCAAAAAGAUUGCCGAAUACAUUGGUGAGCCCGAACCCGCCCUCACGGACUUUAUUUGUUCCAAAGUUCUGGCUGGAUCCACGCCUAAAGCCGUGAUUGAAGAUGUUCAAAUGGUCUUGGAUGAAGAGGCGGAUGUGUUUGUCGUGAAACUCUGGAGGUUGCUCAUCUAUGAGAUUGAAAACAAGAAACAUAAGAUGACAUCUGGUUCCAAGGGCUGAUCUGCCAAGCUGGAUUUGGGCCAUCAUUAUCACCACCACCAUCCACACCAACGACCGGUACAACCACAGCACCAGUAGCAUUAUCGCCAAUGUGUAUCUUCUGAAGAGAACAAAAUCCAAUCCGGGUUUCAGGUAGCUUCAUAAACAAUUUCUUUUCGAGUUUGUGGUGCCAAGGUUUGUUCGUACCUGACUGAAAUAAGUAGGUCCCUUAUUUGGGGUUUGACCAGAUGCCCUCGUGUCCCUUUUGUGAGGUACGCCUCUACUUGAAUGCCCUUCUGUUUCGAUGCUCAAGUCAUCGCCAAUCAGUGAGGAUCUACGAGAUCCGACCAUUUAAAAAAGAAGUUUGGAGCGCAUUUUGCUAUCGCGUUGAUUUUGUUGGAUGAGUCAAUAAAAGUUAUCAAAUUCAUAACGAAUUGGA
Molecule: messenger RNA, 3665 nt
Organism: Tigriopus californicus
Lineage: Eukaryota; Metazoa; Arthropoda; Copepoda; Harpacticoida; Harpacticidae
Product: RNA-binding protein 25-like
Exons: 2
Coding region: 476-3247 (923 amino acids)
Biological process (GO): mRNA processing; regulation of alternative mRNA splicing, via spliceosome
Cellular component (GO): spliceosomal complex
Molecular function (GO): mRNA binding
Source: RefSeq, a predicted model, not a curated record